This is a messenger RNA of Diospyros lotus (date-plum), 561 nucleotides long. Its product is annotated as LOB domain-containing protein 30-like. Gene Ontology annotation, cellular component: nucleus. The record is from RefSeq and is a predicted model, not a curated record. The transcript has a single exon. Gene Ontology annotation, biological process: hormone-mediated signaling pathway; positive regulation of DNA-templated transcription. The coding region runs from base 1 to 561 and encodes 186 amino acids. Lineage: Eukaryota; Viridiplantae; Streptophyta; Magnoliopsida; Ericales; Ebenaceae.
AUGCCAAGGAGCAACAUACCACGACCCCAGCCUCGGUGUGGUGCCUGCAUAGUCUUGCAUGCCCAAUGCCCUCCACGGUGCUUCUUUGCACCAUACUUCAGCCAUGAGGAAGGAGUUAUUGACUUUUCUGCCAUCCACAGAGUUUUUGGUGUCAGCAAUGCCUCCUUCCUUCUGUACCAGGUUCCGGCAAGAGACCGGUCUGAGGCAGCUGUUUUACUUACCAUUGAGGCUUUAGCUCGGCUCCAAGAUCCCGUCUAUGGAUGUGUAUCCCACAUUCUUACCCUUCAGCAGCAAGUUAGUGAUUUGCAAACUUAUCGAGCUUAUUUACAAGAUUCACUAUUCGUAUAUUAUUCUUCGUAUCCCCAACCUGUUCCUCAACCCGAUCAAAAUCCGAGUUGGAAUUUCGAUCUUCCUAUCAUCCCAGAGAAUGUCUCUCAUCCUAGUUUCCAAGAGGCUACUCUUCCACUUUACCCUGGCAAAGCCAGUAGUAGCCAAAUGCCACCUCCAGAUGACAUCGAUGAGUUAGGACCUAUCGUGUUUGGCAACCGUCGUCGUCACUGA